CCUCCCUCCCUCCUUCCGCGCCCGCACACUCUCGCAUACACACACACGCAAGCUCACACCCCUCUCCCGCCGCCAGCAGCCGGGGGGCACUUUUGAAAGCCCUUCUGGUUCCACACCCAGCCGCCGCUGACAUCAUUCCCGCAGGAGGGCGGGCGGAGGCACCGCCGCCGCCGSCAGACGGUCGCAGCCCCGGAGAGCUGCCCGCCAUUUAUCUCAGACUAAAGCCUCCCCAGAGCAAGGAUGUUGAUUCUCCUGGCCUUCAUUAUCGUGUUUCACAUAACCUCAGCAGCGCUGCUGUUCAUCUCAACUAUCGACAAUGCCUGGUGGGUGGGAGAUAACUUUUAUACAGAUGUCUGGAGAAUGUGCCUCACAAAUACGAGCACCUGUGUGGCUAUCACUGAUGAGUUCAAUGAGUAUCAAUCAAUUCAGGCUGUUCAGGCCGCCAUGAUCCUGUCUACGAUUUUCUGUUGUGUGGCAUUUCUGGUUUUCCUUCUUCAACUCUUCCGCCUAAAGCAAGGAGAAAGAUUUGUGUUAACCUCUAUUAUCCAGCUCCUGUCAUGUCUGUGUGUUAUGAUCGCAGCUUCCAUUUACACAGACAGGCAUGAAGAACUGCACCAGAGCUAUGGAUAUAGAAUGGAAGUUUCCAAAGGCCAAUAUGGCUAUUCCUUUGUCUUAGCCUGGAUUGCGUUUGCCUUUACCCUGAUCAGUGGAGUGAUGUACUUAGUAUUAAGGAAGCGUAAAUAAAUGCCAGCACCUAGUUAUUUCUGUCACUGCAGUACAAAACCAAAUUCCAGUAACCAUUUUGUAUAUAAUCAUUUACAUGGUUUUGUAGUAAAGGUAUUGUUUCUCUAAAAAUGUACUGUGUUCUUGAUGUGAAACAGAA
This is a messenger RNA of Malurus melanocephalus (red-backed fairy wren), 883 nucleotides long. RefSeq names its product epithelial membrane protein 2 (gene EMP2). The record is from RefSeq and is a predicted model, not a curated record. Gene Ontology annotation, cellular component: plasma membrane. The coding region runs from base 241 to 744 and encodes 167 amino acids. The transcript is spliced from 5 exons. Lineage: Eukaryota; Metazoa; Chordata; Aves; Passeriformes; Maluridae.